UUCAUCGAUACUCACAAUCACCCCAACGUUUGGUGCCAGUUUCACCCGAGGCGCGAUUUCAUGAUUUCGUCGCUCUAGCAACCCGGUAUGGUCCUCCAAAGGCGAAGAAGUUCAUGCGUACCCUGGAAUAUACGCAAAGCUUGGAUUCCUCUGCAACUGUCAUCAUCACACGCCCCCUUGAGAUCAUCGCAUGCACGAUCAUCAAAGGACUGGGUACGGAUGUCUUUGUGAUUUUCGAUUCUCACCCGCGACCCAGCUAUCCUGCCGGUGCUGGCCUUAUCCUCGGUACCUCCAUUGAUCAAGCUGUCUCCCGCUUGGCCAGCACAAUACCUGCUGCUGACAACCAGCUUCUCUCCCUGAGUGGUUUGCAAUGGCAGGCGCAGCUACUAAAUAACUUCUCAGGCCAUGAUGUCGACCGGACCACCUUCAGACGUGCGAGGCAUGCAGAAGACUGUCGUCGAAUCUAGCCCCUCCAUCCGACGACUUACGCCUCUCGUGUCCAGCGCUGGCUGCCGUCACUUGCCUACAAUCACUAGCAGGCUUCGGAUUUCCCUUGUUUGCUCCAGCGAUGUACAACGCACUUGGUGUCGGG
Molecule: messenger RNA, 592 nt
Organism: Suillus clintonianus
Lineage: Eukaryota; Fungi; Basidiomycota; Agaricomycetes; Boletales; Suillaceae
Exons: 2
Coding region: 114-467 (117 amino acids)
Source: RefSeq, a predicted model, not a curated record